UAUAACAAAACAUCGUUCUCUCGCAUCGAGUGCGGAAUCAAAAAUUGUAACUAACGUAAAAACAGUGAAAUUUUGACUGAAAGUCCUUAAAUAUUGCGAGAAACGUGAAUUUCCAUCAUAAACCAUGGAUAAGUCGUUCGGACCUUUAUUCGGUUCAUCGAGAAAUAGCUCCAUUUCGCGCUCACGCCAAUCGCUCGGUGGAUCACUGUUUUCAGCCGGUGGCGGGCGAAAGGGGUCGAUUCUGCCUAUCGGUCGAAAAGGAUCCGGUCGCUUAAGUCUCUCAACUCGGUCCAACAUAUCCACGCUCCAGGUGGUAGCCAAAUCUGAAUACAACAUCCUCGAGUGCUACGGCCUGCCGCUCCCGGUGCAGGUCAGUGAAAUCCUUACCUUUGCCGAGCGGAAUGUUCCGGUUUCGAUUAACUACAGCCAAAAUGGUUGGGCUUGGCUGGUUCAUGGCCGUCGGCUGCUAAUCUGGCAGUACCGGGAGAGUCACUCGAAAUCGAUGGCAACAGCCGCUGUUGCCUUAGGUGCCGGAGAUAACUUUCCGACACCAAGACGGGCACUGGCCAGCCAAUGCCGGCAGCUAACGUUGCCACAUUGUGACAUCGGUCACAAGGCGACGCUGAUUACGGUGUUCAUUGCGGAAGGGCACCAGAUGGCAUCCUGCUUGGCGGUGUCUCCGGCGGGAGAUGUUCGAUAUUGGCCGUCGAUUGCACACGAUGGUUCGUCGAUCGACGAGUGCAAUAUUUUGGAAGGGCAGGAAUUCGAGGAACUGAUCGGUCUGAACAGUGGGAACUACCUACUGGUGACGACCACGUGCAGUUUGGUACAGUUGCAGAUUCAGCUACAGGGUGGAAGGCAGGCAAUUGUCUCACGUCAGGUGAAACCACCGUCGGGAUUUUUCGGCGGCAUCGGGAAAAAGUUUGCAUCUAUCAUCAUCGGGAUGCACAGCAUUCAGGAGAGGGAAAAUAAACUGAUUAAGAUCAACAGCGAAAAAGUAUCUAGCCACGAAUGGCACAUCACGGUCCUGGCAGACAAAUGGAUCCAACGGUGGGCAUUCAGUCCGAGUGGAUCGAAUGAACGCUUUUUGUGUGAAGAUGCAGACAUAGUUCGCAAAAUUAGGGAAUUCUUCCUGCACAAGCUGUGGAGCAGCAGUCGCGAUCCGAACGAAAUAGAACUCUGGACGUUGGACAUGCAGUCGACGGAUCGGGGCGUGCUGAUACUGGCUGCGGCUUGCAAUAUGCAACGCACCCCGCAGGUUCACUAUGCUUUGCUGACGUUCGUUUACGAAGGCGAGGGCAUGGUUCUGAAGGAAAGUGUUAUGAUGAAGUACAAGGGAUUCUAUAGCAGGGAUAGGGAAGAAGACUGCACUGCCUUCAGACUGAUUGCGAACAGAGCAGUGGCGUAUGUUUACAACGAUAAAGUGAUCUAUCCGGUGAUGUUGGACAGAAAUGCAGGAAGUUCUGCGAACAGUGAAAGCAGUAGCCCCAGUGAAGAAUUGGAAAAGAUAGAGUUCAACGUUCAAAAUGAUGGAAUUUUGGCCGGCAAUUGUUUCCAGAAUACGGCGCUGUUCUUUUCCAAAAUACACGGUUUGGUUGUGGUGACUCCAUCCGAUUUCGAACCAAACAGCGAAGUAUUCAACUCAUCCGUUUCGUCCGAUGUGUUCAAUCCCAACAUUUCCGUCAAUGAUUCAGCCUUUAUUUCGCAAUCGAUCUUUGCACCAGCCACCACCAAUGCAGGCAAUCUCGUGCUGUACGAUUUAGACCCGGAAGAAAUUAGUAGCGCCGAGAAGGAUAAUGUCAGCCAGCUAAAGGCCGCCUUCAUCUAUUACAUCAAACGAAACACUCCAGCUUCGAAUGACAUCAUCAAUGGACUUCUUCAAAAUAUCGAAGAGAAACUGGUGGACAGUGAAUUAGAUCAAACCGUACUGUCGAUUGCUCAGGAUUUGGCCGAUGAUAUUCCAGCAGCUGACCCACGGUGGGAAGCAACCACAAGACAUGCCCUCGGAUCAUCUACAUCGAUGCAAAUCGUGCAGCAGCUCCGGGAGAAGAACGUUGCACUCACUCAGUUCCUAGAAUUCCUUCAUGGAUCGUCCUUGUGGGAUAAACUCACCGCUACUACCUCCGGCGACACGGUUCGUCCAACGGCUCAUCUUCUGGCAGACACGGCCGAAAAGAUCGUCGCUGCCAUUGCCCUCAAAUGUUUGCACAACAGCCAUGCCCGGAUCAUCGACGAAUCCAUCGAUCUGGUACUGAAGGAAGGUAAUCGUACUCCACCGUCUCCAAAUCUGACCAACCAGGACCUAUUCUACGUUCAGGUGAACCAAGUUCACGAAAUCUUCAAAGUAUUUGGCGAACUGGUUGAGAACUAUGUCAAGCUGGAGCUCACGACCACGCAGAUCCAGACGGCACUGGUGGAGAUUAAUACGAUAACGGUAACGGUGCUGCAAGAGGUGAUGAAGUUCCGCGAGCUGAAGGCAGAUAUGUUUUCCGUUCGGGAUGAACUGCGCCGGUACGACUACGUCCCGUGGACGGCUUCAUCCGGCCGGUAUGGGCUGAAGGACGUGCUGCUGCACAUGAUCAACAAUACGCUGAACUACGGUAUCAAGGGAAGCGGCGAGCCGGAGUUCAAAAUCAAACACUACCAGCACAUGACAGAGCUGGUGGACUUUGUGUUGGAUGGGCGAAAGAUGUUCCUGGAGAGCGUUCAGGACGAGGACAAGAGGACGGUGCUGUUGCAGCAGUACGAAUCGAAGAGAAGUGACCUGAUCUUUCCGCUGGUGGACGCCGAACAGUACGAACUGGCCGCCAAGCUGGCGGAAAAGUAUCUCGACUUCCAAAUCCUGGUCGUAAUCUGCGACAAAACCAACAACCAAGCCCGCCUGGACGAGUACAUUGAACGCUACAAGGAGCAGGACUUUUCUCAGUUCGCCAUCAGUUGGCACAUGCGCCAGAACAAGCAGGGUGAUAUCUUCCAUCGCUUCAAGGGUAACCAAGCAGAGUUGGCACGAUUUUUGUCCGAUCACCCAUCGCUGGCGUGGAUUCAGCUGGUGUUCAACGGGGAGUUGGCCCAAGGUGCGGAAGUACUGCUGGCGCUGGCACAGAACGAAAAGGAACUGCUAAACCGGAAGCGCGUAAUGCUUUCGCUGUCCAAAUUGUGCGCUCUGGCUGCCGAAGGAGAUUUCAGCGCUCAGAUCACGGAGAUCAAUUCGGAGGUGAAGCUGUUGGAUCUGCAGGAGCAGAUUCCCGACGAAAUUCUGAACAUCUACGGAUACGAUACGAAGAAUUCAAAGGUUCUCUCGCCGGAGGAAAUCGUUGACCUAUACAUUGCCGACGAGUACAGCAGAUCAUCGGAAACUGAAUUCCGCAAAGCGCUGGAACUUCUCGACUUCGUCGAAGAUCCGCUGGAGGUGCGGCAUAAGGUUUGGUGUGCCGCUAUCCUGCGGGACAAUUGGGAGGACUACAGUCGGAACGCCCCGUUGGAUACGAUGCAGGGCAUGAUGUUCUUCCGGUUGAUCGAUCUGUGCUACAUAUUAGAUGGCGAGUUGGAGAAUUUCCUUCCUCCGGUGGAGAGUUUUCUCCUCGCACCCGAACUGGGCGAUCUGGUUGAGAGUAAACCGUUUCAGUAUCUGAUCAAGCUAGGAUACGAGCACAUCUACGAUUCGUACAAGAAAAAGUAAAAUGGUAGGAUCGAAGAUUGAGUUGUGCUAUGGUUCCAGUGCGUUUGUGGU
Ochlerotatus camptorhynchus is the source of this 3730-nucleotide messenger RNA. It is a transcript of the gene Nup133, whose product is annotated as nuclear pore complex protein Nup133. NCBI's taxonomy places the organism in Eukaryota, Metazoa, Arthropoda, Insecta, Diptera, Culicidae. Gene Ontology annotation, molecular function: structural constituent of nuclear pore; protein binding. The coding region runs from base 125 to 3679 and encodes 1184 amino acids. The record is from RefSeq and is a predicted model, not a curated record. The transcript has 5 exons. Gene Ontology annotation, biological process: protein import into nucleus; transcription-dependent tethering of RNA polymerase II gene DNA at nuclear periphery; poly(A)+ mRNA export from nucleus. Gene Ontology annotation, cellular component: nuclear pore outer ring.